AUGUUUGAAAUUGUGCUGCUGCUGCUUCUGCUACCUCCCAUAAUAUGCAAAGUAUAUACUCUGAAAUGCCCUGUGAAUGAUCCCUUUCAUGUCCCACAUGAGUGGUACCAGCCUGGUGGCUUCCUCAUUGGUGGGAUUACCCAUCAGAUCAUUUACAUUUCCCACACUGUUUCCUUCAAUGAACAUCCUUCUCAUAACCUGUUUGGAUUUCCAAUUGUGGUACCAAAGUUCUACCAGCACAUGCUUGCCUUAGCAUUUGCUGUCAAUGAGAUCAAUGAGAACCCCAAGAUCUUGCCCAAUGUCACGCUUGGGUUCCACAUCUAUGACAGCUACAAUGAUGCGAAGAUGACUUAUCAUACCAUUCUGGACCUGCUCUUCAAAUCACAGAGCUAUUUCCCCAGUUAUGAAUAUGGCACCAAGAAAAAACUCAUGGCCAUCAUUGGAGGACUUGGUUCUGAUGUCUCCUUUCACAUGGCAAAUGUCUUAGGUCUUUAUAAGAUGCCACAGCUCACAUAUGGUUCAUUUGCCCCCAAUGGGAGUCCUGCGAUGGGAAUCCCUUCCUUUUACCGCAUGGUCCCAAAUGAAGCCCAUCAGCAUACAGGAAUUAUCCAGUUGCUUCAUCAUUUUGGAUGGCUAUGGGUUGGGCUUUUUGCGGUGGAUGAUGAAAAUGGAGAACAUUUCUUACAGACCUUGGAACGUAUGUUUUCCCAGAAUGGAAUCUGUUCAGCCUUCUCAGAAAGAAUCCCAAAUCAAGCACAUUUUGACACUGGAGACAUUAUUGAUGCAAUUUCAAAUGUCUAUAUACCUUUCACAGAUCAAAAAGUCAGUGCAUUUCUCAUUUAUGGAGAACCUCUGACAAUUUUAUGGCUGAGAUCAGCUAUAUUUGGACGAGAUCCUGAAAAUAAGGAGAAUGCUUCAUUUAAAAAGGUGUGGAUUAUGACAGCCCAGAUUGAUUUCACACUAACAAGCCUUCAAAGGGGCUGGGAUUUUGAUCUGUUCCAAGGUGCUUUUUCCUUCACAAUUCACUCAAAAGAGGUUCAAGGGUUUGAAGAAUUUCUUCAUAUGAUAAAACCUCACAGGAUGGAAGGAAAUGGUUUUUUCAAGGACUUUUGGGAGCAAGCAUUUGACUGUUCAUUUUCAGGAAGCCAGGAUCUGAUAUUUGCUGAUGGAGCAUGCACUGGGGAGGAGAAGGUGGAGAACCUCCCCAGGACUCUCUUUGAAAUGCAGAUGACUGGCCGCAGCUACAGUAUUUACAAUGCUGUCUAUGCUGUGGCACAUGCUUUGCAUGCUGUUUCUUUAUCUACAUUCAACUACAGAAUUAAGAUAAGGAAUAAAUGUUUGGAACUUCAACAUCUCCAGCCGUGGGAGCUCCACCCAUUUCUUCAAGGCAUUUGGUUUAACAAUUCUGCUGGAGAAUCAUUAUCCUUCAAUCCCAAGAAGGAGAUGGGAAGUGGAUUUGACAUUAUGAACAUGGUUACAUUCCCAAACAAUUCCUUCCAUAGAGUGAAAGUUGGAAGGGUGGAUCCCAAUGCUCUUGAAGGAAAAGAAUUCAGCAUUAAUGAUGAUGCAAUAGUGUGGCACAGAGGAUUUAACCAGAGCCUGCCACUUUCUGUGUGUAGUGACUCCUGCCGCCCUGGAUAUCAAAAGGAAAUGAAGGAAGGGGAGAAAUUUUGCUGCUAUAACUGUGUUCCAUGUCCAGAGGGAAAGAUUUCCCACCAGAAUGACAUGGUUGACUGUUUCAAAUGCCCAGAGGAUCAGAAUCCAAAUAAGAAUAAAAAUGGAUGCAUCCCCAAAAUGAUGAGCUUUCUGUCAUAUGAAGAACCUUUAGGAAUCGGUUUAGCCUCAGCUGCUGUUUUCUUUUCCCUGAUCACAGCUUUAGUGCUAGGAAUUUUUAUUAAACACAGAGAUACCCCCAUCGUCAAAGCCAACAACCGGGAAAUCACCUACACUCUCCUUGUCUCCCUCUUGCUUUGCUUCCUCUCUGCUUUGCUAUUCCUUGGCCAGCCUGGAAAAGUGACCUGUCUCCUCAGCCAGCCGACUUUUGGCUUCAUCUUCUCAGUGGCUAUUUCUUGUGUGUUGGCGAAAACCAUCACUGUGGUUGUAGCUUUCAUAGCCACCAAACCAGGAUCUAAUAUGAGAAAAUGGGUGGGGAAAAGGUUGGCCCAUUCUAUUGUCUUUUCCUGCUCCCUUAUUCAAGCAGGCAUUUGCACUGUCUGGCUGGCAACCUCUCCCCCAUUCCCCAAUGUGGACAUGCAUUCCCUAAUUGAUGAAAUAAUUGUGGAAUGUAAUGAAGGGUCCCUCACCAUGUUUUACUCUGCCCUGGGCUAUAUGGGCUUCUUGGCCAUCGCAAGCUUCAUGGUGGCAUUCUUAGCCCGCACUUUACCUGACAGUUUUAAUGAAGCCAAGUUCAUCACCUUCAGCAUGUUGAUGUUCUGCAGUGUUUGGGUGUCCUUUGUUACCACCUACCUGAGCACAAGAGGAAGAGCGACGGUGGUUGUGGGGAUCUUCUCCAUCUUGGCCUCCAGUGCUGGGUUACUGGGUUGCAUCUUUGCCCCUAAAUAUUACAUCAUUGUGCUGAGGCCCCAGCUGAACAACAGAGAAGUGGUAUUAAAGUUCUACCACCAUAUCCUGGCUUUAUCAUUUGCUGUAAAUGGGAUCAACAAGAAUUCCCAGAUCUUGCUCAAUACUACACUUGGAUUCCACAUCUAUGACAGCUGCAACUAUUCAAUUAUGACUUAUUGUACAACUCUGGACUUGCUUUUCAAAUCACAGAGAUGUUUCCACAAUUCAGAAUGUGGAAUCCAGAAAAAGCUCAUGGCCAUCAUUGGAGGACUUGGCUCUGAUGUCUCCUUCCAUAUGGCAAACAUCUUAGGUCUCUAUAAGAUUCCCCAGGAGAUCAACAAGAGCCCAAAGAUCUUGCCCAAUAUCACUCUUGGCUUCCACAUGUAUGACAGCUACAAUGAUGCAACAAUGACCUAUCGUACCACUCUGGACCUCCUCUACAAAUCAGAGAGAUUUUCCUUCAAUUAUGAAUGUGGCACCAAGAAAAAGGUCAUAGCCAUUAUUGGAGGACUUGGAUCCGAUAUCUCCUUCCAUAUGGCAAAUAUCUUAAGCCUCUAUAAGAUGCCACAGAUAUUUGAAGAUGGUUUUCAGAUCUCAGUCUUCUCUUUUGCAGGCUGA
Messenger RNA from Hemicordylus capensis (graceful crag lizard), 3180 nucleotides. Its product is annotated as vomeronasal type-2 receptor 26-like. Gene Ontology annotation, molecular function: G protein-coupled receptor activity. Gene Ontology annotation, biological process: G protein-coupled receptor signaling pathway. The record is from RefSeq and is a predicted model, not a curated record. Gene Ontology annotation, cellular component: membrane. The transcript has 9 exons. Lineage: Eukaryota; Metazoa; Chordata; Lepidosauria; Squamata; Cordylidae. The coding region runs from base 1 to 3180 and encodes 1059 amino acids.